AUGAUUAUUAGGGUGAUGAGAGCGACGGGAAGCGGCAAGACGACUUUUAUCAAUCUGAUUAGUGGAAGCUCUCUGCGCGUCGGGACUGGACUACACUCCUGCACCGCUGAUAUCCAAGUUUCGCAAACAUUCGAGUUGGAAAGACGUUCAGUCAUGCUUAUCGACACGCCUGGUUUUGAUGAUACCUCUAAAUCGGAUACGGAUAUUCUCGGAACGAUAGCUUCAUUCCUCGGGACAGCAUAUGAGAAAAACACAAAGUUGGCCGGCGUCAUUUACAUUCAGCGCAUCUCUGAUAACAGAAUGGGCGGGAUAUCGACACGCAAUUUUAGGAUGUUUCGAAAGCUCUGUGGUGAUGACACCCUGAAGAAUGUUAUCCUAAUGACCAAUAUGUGGGGUGAAGUGAGCGAGGAGGUUGCACUGCGGAACGGCGCUCGGCUUCUUCGUCAUUACAACACCCUAGAAUCUGCGGAAAAUAUCUUGAAGUGCGUAAUUUCGAACCACCCAGAAGCUCUUCAAAUCCAGCGGGAACUUGUCGAGGAGAAGAAAGCCAUGUCUGAAACUGCAGCGGGUGGGAUAUUGAAUGAGGAAUUCAGGCAACUGGCCAGGAAGCAUGAGGAGGAUAUGAAAAAAUUGGAAGAAGAGAUGAAAGAAGUCAUCGAAGAACGAGAUUUGAAAGCCGAAGAAGAACUCACAGAGGCAAGAAAAAAACUGCAAGCUGAAAUGAGGAGGAUUGAAGAAAAUUCAGAAAAGUUGGCGUCCGAUUACAGCGCAGAACGUGCCAAGUUCGAAAGGCAAUUUCAAGAGCAAAUGGAAGCGGCACGCCAGGAAGCUUCGGAUAACCAGCGUAAAAUCGAAAACCUCGAGUCUCAUCUGGAGGGAUCGGUUUCUGCUGGCGAAGUUAAGGCCUUGAGAAGUGAGCUUGAAGAGUUGCGCAACCGUCGACAUGAUGGGCCAGGAUGCAUUGUGCAAUAG
Molecule: messenger RNA, 972 nt
Organism: Laccaria bicolor S238N-H82
Lineage: Eukaryota; Fungi; Basidiomycota; Agaricomycetes; Agaricales; Hydnangiaceae
Exons: 5
Coding region: 1-972 (323 amino acids)
Molecular function (GO): GTP binding
Source: RefSeq, a predicted model, not a curated record